AUGCCUACACCAUUAGAAGAAUUGGUCGAGUUUUUACACCAUCCUCAAGCUCCUAUCAGAACAGUCGCCCUGGAAAACGUUGUUGGAUUAUCUCAAGGUCCAGAAAGUUCAAUUUUCCAAUAUAAUAAUUAUGAACCAAUAAAAGAUUUAAAAAUACUGGCAAGAGAUAAAGGUAAAACUAUUGUUCAACAUUCUUUAACUAUAUUGGCAAAUCUAUGUGAAGAUGAAAAAAUUAGAGAUUUAAUUGUUGAUGAUUUUGAAUUUGUUAAAUAUUUAAUUGAAAAAAUUAUCUUGGAUUUAGAAAAUAGAAAUUCUGAUAUUGGUUGUAUUUUAUUAACAAAUAUAGCUAAAAAUGAUAAAAUUAUUAAAAUUUUUGAAAUUAGGGAUUUAGAUUUACCAAAUAAAGAAGUUUUCAAAAGUUCAAAUGCAAUUGAUUGUUUAUUAGAUAUUUUUGUUAAAGGUUCAGAAAAAUCUUUAAAUAAAUUAGCAAAUUAUGAUUAUUUAUCAUUUUUUUUUGCAGAUAUUUCAAGAUUUUUACAAGGUAGAAAAUAUUUUGUUACAAAACAAUCAUAUGAUGAUAUUUUACCAAUUACCAAAAUCUUAGUUUUCACAGAAUAUUAUGAAUCAAAAAUUAGACGUGAAGGUGUUGCAUCGACUAUUAAAAAUUCAUUAUUUGAAAUUGAUUCUCAUUUAGAUUUAUUAGAUGAAUCCCAAGCAAAUAUAUUACCUUAUUUAUUAUUACCAAUCGCUUCAUCAAAAGAUGCAGAAUUAGAUGAAGAUGAAUUAUUUGAAUUACCAGAUGAAUUACAAUUAUUAUCACCAGAUAAAACAAGAGAUCCUGUCCCAGAAAUUAUUAUAGUACAUUUAGAAAGUUUAUUAUUAUUAUGUUCAAGUAAAGAAACAAGAAACUACCUAAGAACAAAAUCUGUUUAUCCAUUAAUUAGAGAAUUACAUAAAAAUAUUGAUAAUGAUGAUCUUGCUGAUGUUGUUGAAAGAUUAGUUAAUAUGUUAAUGAGAGAUGAAGCUCCUGAAGGUUCUGAAGAUAAAAUUGAAGAAAUUGAUGAAAAAAUGGAAGAACCUGAUUAUGAAAGUGAUGGUGAUGAAGAAAUUGUUGAAGUUUUAUAG
This is a messenger RNA of Hansenula ciferrii, 1125 nucleotides long. It is a transcript of the gene HGH1, whose product is annotated as Hgh1p. Lineage: Eukaryota; Fungi; Ascomycota; Saccharomycetes; Phaffomycetales; Wickerhamomycetaceae. The record is from RefSeq and is a predicted model, not a curated record. The transcript has a single exon. Bases 1 to 1125 code for a protein of 374 amino acids.